CGUCAAGCUUGGAAUUUAGAAAUAGAUCUUGGGAUGAACCUAUGUCAGAUAUUUAUAAAUCUGCACAAACGCAUACUGGUAGUGGUGCGGAUGGUUCGGAGGUUAAAACGGGUGAUACUCCGAACAAAUAG
Dentiscutata heterogama is the source of this 131-nucleotide messenger RNA. NCBI's taxonomy places the organism in Eukaryota, Fungi, Glomeromycota, Glomeromycetes, Diversisporales, Gigasporaceae. The record is from the annotation of a GenBank genome assembly.